This is a messenger RNA of Penaeus monodon (black tiger shrimp), 2740 nucleotides long. Its product is annotated as myosin-13-like. The record is from RefSeq and is a predicted model, not a curated record. Lineage: Eukaryota; Metazoa; Arthropoda; Malacostraca; Decapoda; Penaeidae. The transcript is spliced from 11 exons. The coding region runs from base 106 to 1794 and encodes 562 amino acids.
UUUCGAUUUGACGUUGCAGGACGUAGGUUUUUUCCCCCCAAGUUCUUCCGUUUUAUUAUAUUGUGAUACCAUAAAGCACGGCAGCUACAGUCAUAUAUAAUUCAGAUGAGCAGCACAGAGAGUGGAGAUGAUCAUGCACUUGCCGACUCAGGACCCCAGGGCGACACCACAGCUCUGGGGUUCUCUCAUCAUUCCCUGCAGCAGACCUUGGCCACAUACAGAUACGAGAAUGCCCUCAUCAAAACAGAGUUAGCGGCAACACUUGAGCGACAUGCACGGGAAAUGGAAGAGUUGAAGUUGAAGUAUCAGUCCCAGAUGAAGGAGAUUGAACAACAAAGAUUAGAAUCAGAGAGGCAGAUACAAGAAAUACAAGACAGAUAUACAGACCAAGAAAGGAAAAUGCAGCAAGCAAAUCUGAAUUUACAACAGAGAAUAAAGGCAACUGAGGAGGACCUAGAAGAAGCAAACACAAUGAGGGAGAAAGGAAAGAGGGAACGAAGCGAUGCAGAAGAGGAACACCACAGCCAGGUCACGGCUCUUCAGAACACGCUCCAGUCUCUCAAGAAUGAGAACAACCAGCUGAGAGAGACCAUUGACAGAUUACAGGGGUCUUUAGACAAGGAGAAAACAACAUCUCGUGAGCUUGGCACAACUCUCAAUGCGGAGAAGCAUCAACAGCAUUUGAUCAAGAGUCGACUGACUGAGGUUGAACAGCAGUGCCACGUCAAAUUAACGGCAGCCCAAGCAGAGGCAGCACAGGUUCGCAAAGCCAAGGAACAGGAAGCAGCAUCGGCCGCUAAACGAAUCGAGGAGCUCAUGGGUACUCUAGAGGAGGAAAGAGCAGCACUCCUUCGCUUCAAGGAAAGAGCUGCGGCCAAGGAGGCAGAACUCGAGAGAAGAGUAGUGGACCAGCGGCAGUCUCAGCUCACGAAUUCUCACCAGCUGGUUCAGCAAAAUUCCCAGCUUUUAGAGCGAAUAAAGAGCCUGGAAGCCACCAUAAGCAGUCUAGAGGGGAAAAGUGAUGGGCGUGUCCAUGAGCUUGAGCAGUCCCUGCAGAAUACAAUCGAAAGACUCCACAAGGAGGAAAGGGAGAAAGCGGUGCUUAGUGCUCGCGUCACCACCUUGGAGAGCCUUGAGUCCUUGCUAAAGCGGGAGAAAGAAGAGAACUCUAGCCUGCGAGAGGAGCUCCACCGGCAGGAAGCCGAGGGGCAGAGAAUGGGGAGUCUAAACAAGGACAUGCAGAGGCAGAUACAGGAUUUGAAAGACAAAGUGGCCGAGGUCCAGAGCCAAGAAGAAUCCCUCAGGACAAAAUUGGACAAGGAUACUGUAAAAUGGGAUCAACAGCUAUCAGACCAAAGGAUCAGCCACCAAGAGGAACUGGACCAUCUAAGAGGAAGGAUAACCACACUGCAGAUGCAACUUAAUGACAAGAACAAGAGUUAUUUGGAGGAAUGCAGUCACCUGAAGCAGAAAGUGCGUACGUAUGGCAAGCUGAUCAAGAAGCUGCGCUACAAGCUUGAGGUGGAGGAGGUGCAGCUGGAGCGACUGGAGGCUCAGAGGGCCGCUCUGCAGGAUAACGUCCCGUCACACGUCCACAGGCGACUCCAAAACCAGUUGCAAGACAUCACCCGCAAGCAUAAUGAGUUCGCAGCCUUCAUUCGCGGUUUGAGUGAAUUUCAGUCUGCUUUGCCACAGUUAAACGAACUGACAAGCUGCAUGGGUGCAGUGGGGCAGAAGCUGAGUGAACUGGAGGAGGACCAGCUGCACUGCCUCUCCGAGCUCGAGUCCCUGUGACAGAACCUGAAGACUUCUUCAUCUCCAGAGGUGCUCUCACGUUCAGGUGGUUCCUAAGCCUUUGGGGAACACUCUUGAGCUUGUGACAGAACCCGAGGACGUCCUCGUCUUUGGAGGUGUUCUCAAGGUCGGGUGGUUCCUGAUGCUUUAGGGAACUGUCAUGUGGGAGUAGCCUGAAAUCUUUUGUCUUUUUAGUUUAUUAUUAUUGUUUUUUGUAUGUGACCUUUUGGUAGCUCUGAUGAUUAAAGAUAGUGAUCUCAAAGUGGUGUAGCUGAAUCAUGAGGCCUCUUUUUCUUUGAAGGUGGCACCAAAAAGUUUUAUAAGAAGACAUAUAUAGUUCCUCUGUCAUCAUUGGUGAAUCACUUUCAGUUGUUGUUGAUCACAAGAAUAUUAAGUGAGAAAGUGAUCCUGUUAUAUUACUCAGGGUUAUUUAUUUACUAAUGAAGACGAUAUGAUAAAGCCAGAUCUGAAUACAAAGGCGUACAGCAGGCACAUAAUAUCAAAAAUAUGUUUGAAGUAGUUAGCUGAACCAAAGAUACUCUUAACCCUUAAAGAGCAGACGGCAUAAUAAUAAUGUGUGCUUAAUAUUUUGUCCAGGGCUCAAGGGAGGGUAGAAUUUUGCUUGCCUGAGAGGAAAACUUCACUACUCUAUGCCUGCGUUAUUAGUUGAUGAGACGAUGUAAAGUGACCUUGUAACACUGAUAUAGCUUAAAUAGUAGUAUAUGUAUUUUUGUACUCUGUUGGUUUAUAAUCUAAAGGAAUAAGUAGCCAUCACUUACCAGGUAGCUACUACUAUGAAAUAAUAUAAAAGCACAUUUACAUGCUAGAUUAUUUUGUGUGAUGAAAAUAAACAGGAUUUUUGAGCUAAUGCAUUGAAAUACACAAGAGAGAGAAAGAGAGAGAGAGAGAGAGAGAGAGAGAGAGAGAGAGAGAGAGAGAGAGAGAG